Molecule: messenger RNA, 2822 nt
Organism: Triplophysa dalaica
Lineage: Eukaryota; Metazoa; Chordata; Actinopteri; Cypriniformes; Nemacheilidae
Product: tandem C2 domains nuclear protein
Exons: 12
Coding region: 75-1499 (474 amino acids)
Cellular component (GO): nucleus
Source: RefSeq, a predicted model, not a curated record
UUCACAUUCACCUGCUGUACUCGUGAGUUUAGUGCGUUAUCUACUCCGUGUGGACAACACCACAGAUCCACAACAUGACGGAAUGUAUAAAAAACUGUUGCAAACAGUUUAUGGCCAAGAAGAAAGAAUCAGAGAAUCAAAUAAUAAAGGUUCUGCCUCCACAUACAUUAACACUUGAGUCUAAUGUGAAGAAAAGUGUUGGAGUGUCAGAGGAUUAUCUCUUGUCCAAACUACCACCAGACGGCCGGGAGAUUCCCUUCGUCCUUCCAACCUUCAAGCCCUCCUACAUUCAGCCGAGAGGGGCACAGUACCCUGGCUACAAUAUUGGGCAACAGAGUUCCACAAGGACCACUUAUGCAGAAAGGAAGGCGGAGCUUGCAGGAGCCAGUCAAAUUGUGUAUGACCCUGAAAUUACCUUAAACACCAGUCAGAUGAUAAACUACAUGUCACCCGGUUCCCUGAGACGCCCCACUUUGAAAACUGGGGUUGGCAAUACCCAUGGCACAGGAUGGGACAAUAAUGGUAAACAGAGACUCAGUCACUCCAUGUUCGAUUUGUCAAACCCUCAGGGCCAUGUACAGCGGUAUGAUUCUGUAUCCAGUAUCCAGAGCAGCACAUGCUCCAUUCAGGAUUCCUUUGGGAGCAGCCGUAGUCUAGAGUCAAUUAUACUGUCUGGAGAUGAGCGGGAUCAUGAACUAGGAAAAGUAUGUGUGCACAUGAGGUACGAAGAGGCGGUGGAGCAGGUGUGGAUCACCUUGGUAAAGUGUACAGGCUUGAAUGUGGACACUGAAGGGUCAGAGCCUCCAAGGAUUGGGGUCAAAGGGGUCAUCAGCAUGACGAAACAAGUGAGAUUCAAGAGCACAGUCAAAGAAGCAUCAGCGGACACUCUCUUCAUGGAGACAUUUGUCUUCACUCUUAACCUAGAGCAAUUACGCAGUUCUGCGCUGGUGCUGCGUCUGCAGGCUCACGCGCCACGCAAGCGCACGCUCGGAGAGUGCGCGUUAUCUCUUCGGACCCUCGGACCACAAGAAACACAACACUGGCUGGAUUUCAGGGCCCACUCUAAAACACGUGUGUGUCAUGCUGAGCUUCAGCUGGCUUUGUGCUUUCAGCCGGUGAGCAGCAGAAUGCAACUCCAUAUUCUCAGUGCUCAAAACCUUCCAACAUCCUCCUCACCACUCUCACAGAGUUUCUUUGUAAAGGUGGACAUGCUUAGUGAUGGCAGGUUCUUGCUGAAGAGGAAGACAAAGGUGAUGAAGUCAUCAGGGGGGCGUGUUCAGUGGGAGGAGGUGCUUCUUUUGCCCAUCACCAAUCAGGACAAGAACCUUCAACUGGCGGUCAAACUCUACAGAAGCGGCUCUGUUCGGAGAAAGCAUCUACUUGGACAGGUCCUCUUGGGUUUUGACUACAGUUCUCUAGAGGCAUCGGAACAGUGGCAAGAUUCCAUGACUAAUCCAGAAAAAGUGGUGACCUCAUGGCACAGAGUCAGUCGACCCUGAACGAGAGAAGAAAUGAACAAGAGAGAUAUAGUGGUAAACUGGGCUGGUAUGCUCACGCGCACAUUUAUACGAUUAUCAACUUCCAAAGAAAAUCAAUUUGUAUCUUUGAUCUUUGAUGAAUUUUCAGUGAAGAUAUGUUUUUUUAACUACCCAACUAUUUUUCUUAUCAACUUUUCCUGAACACUCAAAACAAAGGAAACACUGUAAAGGAUAAUUCAUUGUGAUCACUGGCAAAUCUAUUUCAGUUUUAGUUUUGGUUUAUUUAAAAACAUUAUAUAUUUGCUAAACAAAAACUGAAUAAUUUAACUAACAUAUCAUAUGUAAAGAACCUUGGAUUAGUUAAGAAGUCUUUUUUGUUUACUUUGCUUAUAUUAUCCUUGAGCACCAGGUGAACCAGGGCUUUUUUAUGUGUGCUGUAAUUUGUAGAUAGAUGUAGAAAGUUGUAGAUAGCAACAAAGUUAACAUUUAUAUGUUUCUUACUGAUGUAUAAAAAUAAAAAAACAUGACAUACUGUGUAUAUAAGAGCAGGACACAUAAUACAAAGUUAGCUGCGAUAAGACACAAAAGAUUUAACAGAGCUGUGCUAAUGUCCAGACAUUAGCACAGAUAUUUAGUUAAAGAAGUUAAAUUAGACAGUCAGCUAAUAGUUUUUCAGAAUUCAUAUAUAAAGUUUUAGAAUUGUUCUCCAUGCAUCCCCAUAUAACACCAGUACUUUUGAGUUUAUACAUUGAAACGACAUCUCUGCAGUGAUUUGGUGAUGAUGAAUGAUUGUUUGUAAAUCCGGUUAAAUAACUGUAAAAGAGUCUGAUGCUUUCUCCCCUGGGGCUGAAUACUAUUUGAAAAAGCUUUUAUUUUUAGAAGUUUAGGAGGACUUGGGUUACAUUCCCGUCCAAGUGGAACUCAAUCCCUUACUUUGCCUCCUCUGUCCUUUCACAGAGCAAGAGAGCUUAAAUGAAAGGGUAAUACAGCGAAAGACUGAAACAAAGAGACUUUUGUUUACACUGGCAUUUCACUUACUUGCAUGUUUUGUACCAAGGUGACCUAGCUCUCUAUGUGUCGUCAUUUUUAUGCAAUCAUAUUUGUACAGGUACAGUAAAACUAGCAGCAAGUAUCUAAGAGAAUUUAUAUUUGUGUUCAUAUUUAAGCAUGCAUAUUGUGUUAAGUGUUGCUAGUUCAGCAGACAUGAUGUGAUAUUAUGUAGGAGAUAUUAUAACAGAGAGGUAAGAAACAACAUUUUGUGCUUACUGGCUGUAUUUUGUGCUUACACAUUUUGUCUGAUCUGUUAUUGUGAUAUUACUGCUAUUAAACGUUAUAUCAAAUCAC